AUGGUGGCAACCUUCAAGAUCGCCGUGCUGGGAGCCCAGGGCGUGGGCAAGAGUGCCAUAGUCCGGCAGUUCCUGUACAACGAGUUCAGCGAGGUGUGCGUGCCCACCACGGCCCGCCGCGUCUACCUGCCCGCCGUGGUCAUGAACGGCCACGUCCACGACCUGCAGAUCAUGGACUUUCCCCCCAUCACCGCCUUCCCUGUCAACACCCUGCAGGAGUGGGCGGACGUGUGUUGCAGGGGGCUCCGGAGCGUCCAUGCCUACAUCCUGGUCUAUGACAUCUGUUGCUUUGACAGCUUCGAGUACAUCAAAACCAUCCGCCAGCAGAUCCUGGAAACAAGGGUCAUCGGCACCUCGGAGACGCCCAUCAUCAUCGUGGGCAACAAGCGGGACCUGCAGCGGGGCCGGGUCAUCCCGCGCUGGAACGUCUCCAACCUGGUGAAGAAGACGUGGAAGUGCGGCUACAUCGAGUGCUCGGCCAAGUACAACUGGCACAUCCUGCUGCUCUUCAGCGAGCUCCUCAAGAGCGUGGGCUGUGCCCGCUGCAAGCACGUCCACACCACCAUCCGCUUCCAGGGCGCGCUGCGCAGGAACCGCUGCACCAUCAUGUGAGAUGUGAGCCCCCCCUGCCCCCGGGGACCCCCGGCUCCGCUCCCCGGAGCUGCGCUGGAGGCACCUCUGUGUCCCCUGCGGUGACAUCUGGGGAGGGGGCGCCCUGGGCAGGGCGGUGCAG
Messenger RNA from Pseudopodoces humilis (Tibetan ground-tit), 733 nucleotides. It is a transcript of the gene RASL10B, whose product is annotated as RAS like family 10 member B. Gene Ontology annotation, molecular function: GTPase activity; GTP binding. The record is from RefSeq and is a predicted model, not a curated record. Lineage: Eukaryota; Metazoa; Chordata; Aves; Passeriformes; Paridae.